Nanorana parkeri is the source of this 2357-nucleotide messenger RNA. It is a transcript of the gene EXOC7, whose product is annotated as exocyst complex component 7. The transcript is spliced from 22 exons. NCBI's taxonomy places the organism in Eukaryota, Metazoa, Chordata, Amphibia, Anura, Dicroglossidae. Gene Ontology annotation, molecular function: phosphatidylinositol-4,5-bisphosphate binding. Gene Ontology annotation, cellular component: exocyst. The coding region runs from base 98 to 2272 and encodes 724 amino acids. The record is from RefSeq and is a predicted model, not a curated record. Gene Ontology annotation, biological process: exocytosis.
CAUCUGAUGUUGGAGCUGCCAGGAAGGGUGGAGAAGAAUCCAUACUAUAGCCAGUAUCAUUAUAUUUUUCCAUUGUCUGAGCGAUUUAGACGGCAGAAUGAUACCGAACGAGGAGAUAUCGGGCCGGAAGAAGGAGAUAGAGGAAAAGCUGAAGCAGGAGGAAGAAAUGCUGACAUUCAUAAAGGAGAGUCUAGAUAAAAGUGAUCAGCUAACCAAUAACAUGGUGUCCAUCCUUUCUUCCUUCGAGAGCCGAUUGAUGAAGUUGGAGAACUCCAUCAUCCCCGUGCACAAGCAGACAGAGACAUUGCAACGCCUGCAGGAGAAUGUGGAGAGCACCCUUUCCUGUCUGGACCACGUCAUUAGCUACUACCAUGUAGCCACAGAGACGGAGAGAGUUAUCCGAGAGGGGCCAUCGGGACGACUAGAGGAGUACCUAAGCUGCAUUGCCAAGAUUCAGAAAGCAGUGGAGUAUUUUCAAGAUAACAAUCCCGACAGCCCCGAGUUAAACAGAGUGAAGUCACUGUUUGAAAAAGGAAAGGAAUCCUUGGACGCUGAGUUCCGUAACCUCCUUCAGAGACAUAGUAGACCGGUUCCUCCGAUUCUUAUCUUGGACCUCAUUGGUACAGAUGAAGAGAUAGAAGGACAAGAGGAGGGAAUUAUGGAGCAUCUUCCAGAGGGGAUCUUACUGGACAUCAUACGCAUAUCUCAGUGGUUGGUAGAGUAUGGAAGAAACCAAGACUUUAUGAAUGUAUACUACCAGAUUCGCUCCAGCCAACUGGAUCGUUCAAUCAAGGGCUUGAAAGAACAUUUCCGAAAGAACAGCACAAGUACUGGGGUCCCCUAUUCUCCUGCUGUGCAAAACAAGAAGAAGGAUACCCCCACCAAGAAGCCAGCCAAGAGACCUGUCUUCAUACCAGGAACUAUCCGCAAAGCUCAGAAUCUUCUCAAACAGUAUUCACAGCACGGGCUUGAUGGGAAAAAGGGAGGGUCAAGCCUUGGAGUCCUUGAAGGUCACGAACAAGAUUCACGUAGCAGGCUCCAUGGAGAGGCAAUGGGAGAAAAACACGGGGCACCCUUAGGGAAGGAGGAUGUGCUUGAUUUUGAGAUUGAUACUUACAUAUACUGUAUCAGUGCUUUUGUGCGACUUGCACAGUGUGAAUACCAACUACUUAUGGACAUCAUUCCUGAACAUCAUCAGAAGAAGACUUUUGAUUCUCUCAUCCAGGAGACCCUGGAUAACCUUAUGUUGGAGGGAGAAAACAUUGUCUUAGCUGCAAAGAAAGCCAACUCAAGGCAUGACUUCACCUCUGUUCUGAGCAUCUUCCCCAUAUUAAGGCACCUGAAACUUCUCAAGCCUGAGUUCGACAAAGUUCUCCAGGGUACUGCUGCUAGCACCAAGAACAAACUACCAAACCUUAUAAACUCUAUAGAGACAACAGGAGCCAAAGCUCUAGAAGAUUUUGCGGACAGUAUUAAGAAUGACCCUGAUAAGGAGAAUAGCAUGUCCAAAGAUGGUACAGUGCAUGAACUGACCAGUAAUGCUAUCCUUUUUCUACAGCAAUUACUUGAGUUCCAGGAGACAGCAGGAGCCAUGCUGGCCUCACAAGUUCUUGGGGACACUUACAAUAUUCCUAUUGAUCCCAGAGAGAGCAGUUCCACUGCCAGCAGCUACAGCACUGAGUUUAGCCGACGUCUCCUCAGUACUUAUAUCUGUAAAGUCUUAGGAAAUCUGCAGCUCAAACUCCUGUCUAAGUCCAAGAUGUAUGAGGAUCUGGCCCUGGGAGCUAUAUUCCUGCACAACAAUUAUAACUACAUCCUCAAGUCACUGGAGAAGUCAGAGCUCAUGCAAUUGGUGUCUGUGACCCAGAAGAACCCCGACAGUUUAUACCGCGAGCACAUAGAACAGCAGAUCCAGACAUACCAAAGAAGUUGGUUAAAAGUGGUGGACUAUGUUAGUGACAAGAACCUGCCAGCACUUCAGGGAGCCAAGCUAAAAGACAAGGAGCGGCAGGUCAUAAAAGAACGUUUUAAGGGGUUUAACGAAGGUCUGGAGGAGAUCUGCAAGAUCCAAAAGUCUUGGGCUAUUCCAGACAAGAAACAGCGUGACCGGAUACGCCAGGCUCAGAAGACCAUCGUGCAGGAGGCAUAUAGGGCCUUCUUACACAAAUUCGGGACAGGUGUCAGCUUUACUAGGAACCCAGAUAAAUAUAUCAAAUAUUCAGUGGAACAUGUUGGUGUGAUGAUCGAAAGGCUCUUUGACACCUCAGCAUAAAGGACUUUGUUCCUGUUGAAGACUAUGUAUAUAGUUAUACAGAUAUGUCACAUUGCUGUAAAUAUAUAUAUUAAAACUUGACCUA